Lecanosticta acicola is the source of this 429-nucleotide messenger RNA. The record is from the annotation of a GenBank genome assembly. Lineage: Eukaryota; Fungi; Ascomycota; Dothideomycetes; Mycosphaerellales; Mycosphaerellaceae.
AUGCUCGCAAAUCCGACGAGGGCGACUACCGUGUACUUCUGGAACAAUCGAUUCGUCUUCACGAUCAACACGAUGGACGCCACGAAACACAUCACAUUCUGCGUCCAGGGAAAGUUCGGUGGCUCAUGGUGGUCGAAGCGCAAGGCCGGCGACAAUCCACUUCAUGUUAACAUCAUCUUUGACACCCUCAACCGGGUCAACAUGAUGAAUUGGCCGAAGGCAGACUCCCACGGCAAAGCCGGCAGGUUUAGGCGCUACAACAGUGAGGGCUGUCAGUGCGAUGGCGAUGCUGUUGACGCUGUCGCGGCCGCCUUCGACAUCAUCUGGAAGCUUGGUCGUAAGCUGGCUUGGGAGACUCUCGGGCCAAUUUGGGAGAUCCAUCUCGCAGCAAUGAAGAGACGAAGUGCGGCUACCUGGCAAUGGGACUGA